ACUUUCCCAAGAUGGAACGUUGGGCAGGAAGUGUAGCUUUUGUAACAGGUGCAAGUUCUGGAAUAGGAGAAGCCGUCGUACAACAAUUAGUUGACAGCGGGUUAAAGGUAGUAGGGUUCGCGCGAAGGAAACAACUUUUAGACCAACUUGCUAAAGAUCUAUCCUCCAAAAAAGGAAAAUUUUACACAUACGAGGGUGACGUUAGCAAAGAAAGUGAUGUUUUAAAAGCGUAUCAAUGGACCAAAGAAAAUGUUGGCCCAGUCAGUAUUGUUAUCAAUAAUGCUGGCGCAAUUAAUUAUUCAAAAAUAUUAGAAAGUACAACUGAAAAGUGGAGACAAGUACUUGACGUUAAUGUCUUAGGAGUCUGCAUUUCAACCCGAGAAGCUAUUAAGCAUAUGAAAGAGAAUAAUAUAGAUGGUCAUGUUAUUAAUCUUAAUAGUGUUUUAGGUCAUAAAGUAGGAUCAAUGGACGGAGAUAUCUAUGGUGCUACGAAAUAUGCUGUGACUUCCUUAACUGAAACACUUCGUCUCGAGUUGGCUAAAGAAAAUUCUAAAAUCAGAGUAACUAGUAUAAGUCCGGGAGCAGUACAAACAGAAACAUUAGACAAAGUGUUAGAACUCGCCAAACUUCCACCAGGAGCGGUAAGCACUCUUGCAGCUAGUGACAUUGCAGAUGCUAUAAUAUAUGUAUUAUCAGCACCACAAAGCGUAAAUGUGUCCGAACUUAUAAUACAAGUAACAGGAGAGAUAUUUUAGAUUGAUAUAAAUUAAAACGUUUGGAAUAAAUAUUUAUAAAUAUU
Messenger RNA from Diabrotica balteata, 799 nucleotides. NCBI's taxonomy places the organism in Eukaryota, Metazoa, Arthropoda, Insecta, Coleoptera, Chrysomelidae. The record is from the annotation of a GenBank genome assembly.